Molecule: messenger RNA, 2919 nt
Organism: Phalacrocorax carbo (great cormorant)
Lineage: Eukaryota; Metazoa; Chordata; Aves; Suliformes; Phalacrocoracidae
Source: RefSeq, a predicted model, not a curated record
GCAAGAGUGGGCGGAGUCCGGCAGUACCGGAGAUGGCGUUGCCAGGCUCAGUCACUACUUGUCUUUCUCCACCUGUGCAUUACAUGAUUUGCAAACUUGGAUUUGAGGAAAAAGGAACCUAUGAUAUUAAUAGUAUUUUGUCUGAAGAUGGUGAAGUACGUUGGCAAGCUGUUACAGAGCAUGUGUGUUACCUUGAAUCAGAUCAAAGUGUGGAUUAUAUCAAAAGCAUACGAUCAUUAGGACCUGUAUGUGAAUCGGUUAAUUUGCACUUCAAAUCUCUGACCAAGGAGCAAUUUGUAAGCCAGUACGCAUUAUGGUUCCGCUGGACAAACUACACAGAGUUAUUUCUUGAAGUAUUUGAUGUUCUACAAUAUACACAAACUACAGAAGUUGCUCUUGGCUUAAUGAAACUAACUUCGUGCUUGGAGCGAGCCUUGGGUGAUGUAUAUUUACUGAUUGGUAAAGAUUGCCCUUUCCUUCUAAGAGACUUGCUUGCUUCUGAGCAGCUUGCAGUUGUCUUUGGACGAGCUGUAAUGAAUGUACUGAGGGUAUUCAUUGGAUCUCCGAAUGGUCUGAAUCUUCGUAAUGUUUUGUGGCAUGGGUUUGCAUCCCCACAAGAAAUCCCUGCAAAAUAUUGUGCUAUGCUGCUUUUUUUAACUGCAGGAUUGGGUCAGUUGUUACAGACAUAUCUUCGACAAACUAAAUGUGUUUUAGUACAUCGACCUUAUGUGAUCUUCUUUAGCUUAGAGGAGCUUGAUGUAUUUCCAGAUCUUAAUCAUGAAACACUUUGCGUAGCUGAAGAGCUUGUAAAACUGUCUGGUUUUGUAUUAAAACCAAUGUUCCCAUUUUGGACGGCUGCUUUAACAGCUUUCAAGCAAAGCAGGUACGCUGACUGUGUGAUUCUCUUACUUCCUCAGCUGGAAGCUGGACUUAGAUUGCUCUUCACUACAAUUAAUAAAUGUCCAAAUCGAUUGCUAACAGCUGAGCCUUCUGCUCUCUACACCACUUUUGAUGAGAUGCUAGCAAAGCAUUUGGGUAAUGAAGAAGUCAACCAGCUUCCUGCAGUUCUUGAGGAACCUGCCAUGGAAUUUCUUUGGGAUUUCUUGAACCACCAGGAGGGUCCACGUGUAAGAGAUCGGUUAAGCCAUGGAGAGGUCAAUCUAGAAGCAUUUCCCAGAGAAGUAGCUAAUCAGAUAGUUGCAUUUGCAAUUACUCUUCUCUGCAGAUUCUCAGAUGAGGAUAUGUUUGCUUUUAAGGAACACAUGGUCAUAAAACCACUGAUGAACUGUGCAAGUUGCUACCGUUCUCGAUUUCACCCAAUUUCCCGACUCAAGAAACAGGUGCUGGCAUGUAUGAAGAGCAUUCACUUAUGGCCCAAAUUGCCAACAGCACCUGAGGAACACAUUCAAACAAUUAAAGGGUUGGAAGGAAAUGCUGAAGCUAGUACUUUAAUUUUGAUGAUAUCUGAAAUGAUAUCUCGGUUGCAGCAAUAUAUGCCCCAGAAUUGCUGUAGUACAGAUGAUCCAAUCAACAGCGUCCUAACAGAGAGGCUGCUGAUUGAACUUUGUGAUAGGCGUAUUUGCACACUUUAUUCUCCGCGACCCGUUCUGGAAAUAUUGGUGGUACUCCGUAAAAUAAGCGCGCAGUGCCAUCAAGUGUCUGAACAAGUUAUUGCCAGCACUGAGUUGAGAUACAAACAGCGGAUGAACAAGACUCUACGCUCUCGCCAGAGGCAUAACUAUCUUCGGAUGUUAAACAGCAUUAAAUUCUUGUCUCCAGUGUUGCGGCUUGUCUUAGUGUUGAUUACUCUGGAACUAGUCAACAUUCAUUGGGUUUGUGAGAAGAAUCCUUUUGAUUACCAGCAGUAUCUGAAGUUUUUGAAGUCAGUCUUGCAGUAUACUGAGAACUUGGUGACAUACACAAGCCCCGAGAAAAACAAGUGGGAUGAAACCAUGGAGCUUACAAACAAGGCUUUGAUAAAAAUAAGGAAAAUUGGUGACAGAAAGCUAAUGUUAAUGCAACUAGCUACAUAAAUUAAAUGGGUGUAAGAUUAUUUGGACAUUGUUAUAUCUUAAGAGUUCUGGAGUCCUCCAAUUUUAUAAAUCUAAUUCAAAGACAAACUUCAUCAGUCAUUGUCGAAUUUUGGAUGCAAAAUUUGGUCUUUUUAUUAGAAGGUGGCUGUUGAGACUGGAGUUGAAUGAUCAAGCUUCACUUCAGGGAUGGACUGUUUGCCAAAUCCAGUGAAAAAGAUUUACUGUGAGCUAAAUCAGGAUGAUGCAAGUUCUACUUUAAGUCUAUUAUGUGUUUUGUAGCUUGAGGUUGGUUUGUUUGUUUGGUAGUUUUCUAUUAUACUGAAAAUAUCUAAGAAAAGAGUUCAAAUAAAAGCUCUGGGAAAUUUUAAAUCCAAAGAGUAAUUUUUGACUUUGAAAUAUACUGGAAAUAAUGUGAGACACUGUGAUCAACAAGUUAAGAAAUGAGGAACAUUUAGUGUAAAGUAGUGCUCGUUGGCAGCUGUGGUUGUUGUAAUUAGUUCAAAACAGAGUCAGAUCUUGCACUGAGGUAUAGCUGGGAACAGAGUAACUAGUUGUUUAUACACCAGGAUUUAGAGGCGGCAGGGUGGAAUAACUUUUGCACAAUAUGUGUUUGUGUUUAAUUUCAUCUGCUCAUUCCCGUUACAUAUUUCAUUAGUUAGUGAGUUCAUUUAAUGCAGAUUAAAUAUGAACACUGACAUGCGCACGCUCACAGACACCUAUUUAUUGAGGUUCAAAAAGUUAUGCUCUUGUUGCACACAACACUCAUUUGAAUAAUUUAUUUUUUCAAACUAAGUUCUCCUCCUUUCUCAUCCCGAAAGAGCAGAAGUUCAAAGGAAUGCAUCAGCUGAAGAACAGGUUCACAGGAGACCGCCAAUCUCUACCCAUU